AUGGUCAACAUCAUCUCCCGCCUCACCCGGCGCGCGACCAGCUCCGGCAGCGCCGCCACAGACACCGGCGCAAAAGCACCACAUGCUCAAACUCAACACGGUCACACCUUGAAUCGAACAGUGAGCGCCAGCUCGGCUAAACGACUACGUCAUGCGCCUGCAGAUGAAGCAGUGGCGAGACAUCUGCUCUUGAUAUCAGAUACGGCUGAUUUCGACCCACAUAUCAUGCAUCGGUUCCAAGCGGAAGGGUUUGACGUCAGAUCUAUAGGGUUUGUGGGUAGUGGGGAUUCAGAGCGUGAUCGGAAGGCCCUUGAGAAUGCUGUUCAUGAGAAAGAGGAUGAAUUGGAAGAGGGAGAGAGAUACGCUAUUGUCGCAUACAAUCGCCCCGCAUACUAUCUCCUCGGCUCUCACCACCUGACAUCAAGCAAUGCAAAUCCAUUCCCGCGGCUCUGUGCUUUAAUCGCAUAUUACCCUCUCACAUCCACUGACCAAUGGACACGGGACUACCAUGGCGGUGAAGCUGCUGGCCCGGCAUGCUGUAUGACGGAUUCGAUCUUCGAGCCUGGUCCGAGUACUACGUACCUGCCUAUUCAAAUCCAUCUACCGGGUCACGAAGCAAAGCCUACAUUCUGGCCCUGGAUUGGGCUUGAUUCGAGUGAGGGUGAUACGACUUUUAAGAAAAGACAUAGGUGCUAUGUGUAUGCGUAUCCGGGAGCUAAGGCGGGAUUUGCGGAGCGGGAUGCUCAGGGGAGAAUUGAUGAUGGGGUUAAUGCGCAGUUGGCCUGGAGUCGGGUUAUUGGUUGUUUGAGGAGGGCGUUUGGGAUUGGAAGUAAGUGGCCGGUGGUGGACAUUGAAACUGUUUGGGAAGAAUACUGGGCGAGGGUUAUGGUUGGUCUCGAGGAUGGGAAGGAGAGUAAGGGUCAUGGUGAGGGGCCGUUGGAGUUGAUGGUUAUGAAGGGGCAGGCUCAUGAGGGGAACAUGAGGGGGCGAAUGGAUAUGCAUGAGGGAGAAGGGCCUGCUCUAUUGUGUGUUCCGUCGAACGCUGGUGGGUCUAAUCCGAAGACUUUGGAAUCCUUCUUUGUGCAGACUUUCAUUCCGAAUGGGCCCGCGAGCCAGCACAUCCGGCUUUUGUCAAGGACCGUGGGCGCGGAUCAGAUUGUUGAUGAGAUAUCGUUCUCUUUCAGACAUACCGCGGAAGUUCCGUGGCUUUUACCUGGCGUGGCACCGACAAAUCGUGAUAUUCAGACUGUCAUUGUCGUGGUGGCUUGUUUCUGUGCGGAUAAGAUUGUCAAGCAAAAUCUGUACUGGGAUCAAGCUGAUGUGCUUGUACAAGCUGGAUUGCUGGAUCCACAACUUGUGCCGAAGACCAAUGUGGUUGGGUAG
Penicillium maclennaniae is the source of this 1383-nucleotide messenger RNA. Its product is annotated as dienelactone hydrolase. The coding region runs from base 1 to 1383 and encodes 460 amino acids. The transcript has 3 exons. Lineage: Eukaryota; Fungi; Ascomycota; Eurotiomycetes; Eurotiales; Aspergillaceae. Gene Ontology annotation, biological process: polyketide metabolic process. The record is from RefSeq and is a predicted model, not a curated record.